Messenger RNA from Synchiropus splendidus (mandarinfish), 2814 nucleotides. It is a transcript of the gene ppp2r5ca, whose product is annotated as protein phosphatase 2, regulatory subunit B', gamma a. Gene Ontology annotation, cellular component: nucleus; cytosol; protein phosphatase type 2A complex. The transcript is spliced from 12 exons. Bases 86 to 1510 code for a protein of 474 amino acids. Gene Ontology annotation, molecular function: protein phosphatase activator activity. Lineage: Eukaryota; Metazoa; Chordata; Actinopteri; Syngnathiformes; Callionymidae. Gene Ontology annotation, biological process: signal transduction; protein dephosphorylation. The record is from RefSeq and is a predicted model, not a curated record.
AUUCCUCUCUAAGAUGGCUGCCGGCCUGGAACCCUGAGACCCGGUGGAGCUUUUCGUGUUGACAUGCAAUAAACCCGGAGACACCAUGGUCGUGGACGCACCGAACUCCAACGGGCCCUUCCAGCCGGUGGCUCUCAUGCACUUCAGAGAUGUGGCCCCGGCAGAGCAGGAGAAGCUCUUCAUCCAGAAGCUACGUCAGUGCUGCGUCCUUUUUGACUUCCUGUCCGACCCGCUGAGUGACUUGAAAUGGAAGGAGGUGAAGAGAGCGGCGCUGAGCGAGAUGGUGGAGUACAUCACCCACAACAGGAACGUCAUCACGGAGCCCAUCUACCCGGAGGUGGUGCACAUGUUUGCCGUGAACAUGUUCCGGACGCUGCCGCCAUCGUCCAACCCGACCGGCGCCGAAUUUGACCCGGAGGAGGACGAGCCGACUCUGGAAGCUGCGUGGCCGCACCUGCAGCUGGUCUACGAGUUAUUCCUUCGGUUCCUAGAGUCUCCAGACUUCCAGCCCAACGUGGCCAAGAAGUACAUCGACCAGAAGUUCGUCAUGCAGCUUCUAGAACUGUUCGACAGUGAAGACCCCCGAGAGAGGGAUUUCCUGAAGACCACCCUCCACCGGAUCUACGGGAAGUUCCUGGGACUCAGAGCCUACAUCCGGAAACAGAUUAAUAAUAUUUUCUACAGGUUCAUCUAUGAGACCGAGCAUCACAACGGGAUCGCUGAGCUCCUAGAAAUACUAGGGAGCAUCAUCAACGGCUUUGCCUUACCGCUGAAAGAAGAGCACAAGAUCUUCCUGUUGAAGGUUCUGCUACCACUGCACAAAGUCAAGUCCCUCAGUGUCUACCACCCACAGCUGGCCUACUGUGUGGUCCAGUUCCUGGAGAAGGACAGCACCCUCACUGAGCCGGUGGUGAUGGCUCUACUCAAGUACUGGCCCAAGACCCACAGUCCGAAAGAAGUCAUGUUCCUCAAUGAGCUGGAGGAGAUCCUGGACGUCAUCGAGCCGUCCGAGUUUGUCAAAGUCCAGGAGCCCUUGUUCAGGCAGCUGGCCAAGUGUGUGUCCAGCCCGCACUUCCAGGUGGCGGAGCGAGCGCUCUACUACUGGAACAACGAGUAUAUCAUGAGUCUGAUCAGCGACAACGCAGCCAAGAUCCUCCCCAUCAUGUUCCCUGCCCUCUACCGGAACUCCAAGACCCACUGGAACAAGACCAUCCACGGGCUGAUCUACAACGCUCUGAAGCUCUUCAUGGAGAUGAACCAGAAGCUGUUCGACGACUGCACGCAGCAGUACCGUGCGGAAAAGAGCAAGGAAAAGGCCAAGUCAAAGGAGCGUGAAGAGGCGUGGACCAAGAUCGAGAACCUGGCCAAGUCCAAUCCACAGUUGCAGGAGCAGUGGAAAGGGCGGCCAAUGAUUCGUCGCAAAUCGGAGCUGCCUCAGGACCUGUACACCACCAAAGCCUUGGAGUCCCACCGCAGAGCUGAAGACAUGUUGACCCAUGAUGGACUCUAGGCCCCGCCCCUCCCCCCAGUCCAGUCCACCUCCUCUCCAUCUCCAUUCUCAUCCAUUCCUGCCGGAGCAACACGGACUCUGGACCCCCGACACGGUUCUGCCUUCUCAGGUCUGUCAGUGGGAGUGAGGGGCGGAGUCUUCGGCGUCCAGCGGUCUCAUUCUUCGGUCCGUCCUGAACCUGGAGACGGGACACGAGACCUGCAGGAAGAAGUCACCGACAAGACGGCUUUCCGGCAUUUUCUUUAUUUCCCCCCUUUGUGGGACGUUUCAUCAGUGCCAAGACGUCACAUUUUCUGGUGACUGGAACACGAACUUUGGCCUUGUUUGUUUCUUUGCUGUAGCACACUGCGACCAACUGGAGGCCUGUGCGCGACGUUCAGGCAGAGAGCCACCGAAAGUCCGCGCCACUUCCCGGCGUCCUCUUUCGUGCCAUAAGCUGCUGCCAGGGUGACGUCCGUGGGGGUUCGACGUUCGGCGAGUGUGGCCUCGGGUAGACGUUUGCGUUGCCGUUUUUUUUUUUUUUUGUUUACAUGGAAUUUCUGUUGACCAAAAAAAGAAACCUGGGCUGACUCGAGCGCCCGAAACGUUCGAGACAAGCACGUCCUCCACCCUUCUAUUUUAGAGCCUUCCAUCUGUAUUUUUAAUCACUAAUAAAUCAUUUGUCACUUUAUCGACCAACUUUACAGUAAUUUAAUUAACGCGUUAAAGAAGUUUGGACCCCAGGGGGCGCUGCGAUCAAAUCUGCGUGCGAGCCCUCCCCCCGCCUGUCACCAGACUGCUGUUGACUGGCGGCAACUCCGAGAAACCAAUAUUAGUGUAAAUGGGAAAGGUGUGGGACACGACCCUGAGGAGCACCACGUCAUCGCCAGGUUCCCGCUUCUGUGGAGAAAUCACCUUUUUAUGGAUUUUAACGAUUUUUGCUUUAUCGGAUGAAGAUGGAGUGAUUUAUUUUCUGUCUGAUUUUAAGAUUCCAGAAGUCGGUAACUUAAGUGUCCUUUUGUACGUGAGCUGUAACAUAUGACUUAAUAUUGUAAAUAUGAUUUCCCUGCGUUCUUGUCGUGUUAUAAAUAUAUAAAUAUAUAUCGCGAUACUUUUUGUACAAACUCUGUACAGACGGCAGCGACCGCCGCACGUGAAAGAUCUGGCACAUGUUCUCCCUCUGUUUGUGGCUGAAGCUCCGUCAGCGAGAGUUCGGACGAUCGUCUUCAUUUUUGACUGUUAACGUUUCUCCGUUGUGUGCUCCUCACUGUCCCUAGUGGUGUAAAACUAUAUAGAAUGAAUAAAGAGAUUAUUUGACUAUAUUU